Talaromyces rugulosus is the source of this 489-nucleotide messenger RNA. RefSeq lists its product as uncharacterized. The record is from RefSeq and is a predicted model, not a curated record. Lineage: Eukaryota; Fungi; Ascomycota; Eurotiomycetes; Eurotiales; Trichocomaceae. The transcript is spliced from 4 exons. Bases 1 to 489 code for a protein of 162 amino acids.
AUGUCUUCUUCAAUCGACCUUAGCAACCCUGGCCGCAGUAUCCACGUCGGCGUUAUUCUCUUGAACUCUGUGACUGAGCUCCUCGACCUUGCGCCAGUGGGCUUCUUUUCCACCAUUAGCUACAACUUCCUGAAGAAUUUACCUCCCCUCCUGGUUUCUGACGAUGUAAAGGCUAAGGCUCUGGAUAUUCAAUUUCACUGGGUGACAGAGAAUGGCCAAAGUCUUGCCCAUCUCACUGGCAACCUCCAUGUCUCUCCCACGGACUCUUUUGCAACUUGCCCACCAUUGGACAUUGUCGUCCUCGGUGCCAACCAAGUUGGGUAUCAGGCAAGCGAUAUCGAGAAAGAAUUCCUUCGCAAGUGCCAUGCUGAAUGCACCGCAUUUCUCUGUAUAUGUGGCGGGUUCGAGCCUGCUCUCUAUGCUGGGCUUCUUGAGGGGGCUUGGCCGGAUAGAGAUGUCGACUACGCGGAUGUGGUCCCCAUGGCGUAG